GCAGCGAGCGCGGCACGGCAACGGUGGUGUCGGUGGCGAAAACCCAUUUUGCGUACCGUUCUGAGACUGAUCAAUGCAGUCGUCUCUGGUCGUUGAUCGAGUGAACAUCUACAUACUUCCAGCUAGCGGCGUGAGUGAAUUUUCACCGUAACGGCCUAGCUUUUACCCGAUCGUUUGCGUACCGGCUCGUCGGUAGAGUGUGUUUGGCCACGGCCAAUAGUGCGAACGAUAUCCGGCAGUGAAUAUGAUGGCUGUCAGUGCUUGUAAAACACCGUAGCAGUAAAAAUAUGGCGAGCUUAUGAUAAUUGCGCACGACAACCGCUUGCCAAAUCGUGGAAGAAACAAAAAAAAACAGCUACAUGAAGUAAAAACGCUUGUUGUGCAUAGCCGUGAAGUGAGUGUAGUGCGGUGUGGUUGGUUUUAAUUCCCCCGUAUGCUGAGGUACAUCCAAAUCAUAAGUUAAAUGCUUGAUUCGUAUGAACAAGAGCCAAUGUGUUGCAGCAAUUCUGCAAGUAUUUAUGCUUUGCUGAAAGAAAAGAUUACAUAUCAGAGUGACGGGCAACUUAUUUAACGAGUUAAAGUGUGUGUUAAAGUGUUCUAAUAGCAGCAGGUUUAGGUGGUUUUCAUCAACUUGUGGAAAGCUGUACCAUCUAAAAUUGCACCAUGUUCGCGAGCAAUAAAAUGGCUCACGGAGUGAUUUUAUUUGCACUUUACGGUUCGUUGCUGUUGACUACUAGCAUGGCCGCAGCAGGGAACUCGUUCGCUGAAACAUUCCAAAUGGAUGAGUACCUCAAGUUUCCCCCAGUGUUCGUGUACGACGAUUUCGAAGAUUGCCGCCGGUGGUAUCGGGACGAGUACGUUUAUUGCAUCGUAAAAGCACCACUAGCACCGGACGACUCGUCUGCGCUGUGGAGAAAUCUUAGCUAUUUUUCUAGCGAUUAUCAUCACUACGACCAUUCGGUGCUGGAGCGCGGAGUGUGUGUGCCAAAAUGUCGUAAUGCCAUCACGCAAAAUGCGACCGAUAAAGGUUCGAUCGAUCGACUGUCGCGGGAAGAAAUGAUACACCGCUGCAUAAGUGCUGAGAUAACACCGCAUUACAAUCUGAUCGUAUCGUCACGGUUACGCAUUGAGCACUGCUACUCUCGGGACACUGAGAACAUCCCAUAUGAUUGGCUGGAUGUGUUGUUUUUCAUGCUGGCGGCUGCAAUUAUCGCACUCGUGGUAGCCUCCACAGUGUACGAUAUGCACCAGCAGGCUAAACAAAAGUUUCCCGAAGAUUACUUCACGCGCAGCUCCAAACAGGCCCAUCAACGACUGCUCACAGCAUUCUCCUUUCCGCGCAACAUCCGUCGGUUGAAAGAACCGAUGCACACGCAAACCCGUAUCGAUCUGGCAUGUUUUGAAGCGUUCCGGUUCGCCCAGAUGUUCCGUGUCAUCUUUCUACACGUGUCCAUCGCCCACCUGAAGAUACCGCAGCGCAAUCCCGAGUACCUUGAGCAGUUGCAGCACGGUGCCUCGCUACAAACGUUCAUUGCUGAGUUUCAGAACUAUGUGCAAACGUUCUUCACCAUCGGCGGUAUGCUGAUGGCGAUCAACUUCCUCGAUCAUGUGCGCAAAAAUCCAACCUUCCGACUGUCUUACUUUGGAGAGCGACUGCUGAACCGUCUCUGCCGGCUGGUGCCCACGUACGCGUUCAUGAUUUUGCUAGAGGCAUCAGUUAUGAGGCACCUCAUCGAUGGUCCCUUUGGGCAGCAGUUUAUUGGAGAAUCGGCCAACAACUGCCAGGAUAGAUGGUGGAUGAAUCUGUUGUUCGUGAAUAACUACAUCGGCUGGGACAAUCCGUGUUUUAUACCAUCCUGGUAUCUGGCAACAGAUCUACAGUUGUACAUCUUUGGUUUGGCGAUCAUGAUGAUUUUCUGGAAGUGGCCCUCUACCAGGCGGUACAUCUUUGGAGCUGUAUUUCUCUACAGCGUCGUCGUCCCUGCUGUGACCUACAUGAUGAACGACAUUACACCCGUCAUGACGGUGGAUAUGAAGGAUACCGAGCAGUACAUCCGCGGACAGCAAUUCCAGAGCAUACUUUACUUCCCGUUCCAUCAAAACACCGGUAUCUACUUCUUCGGUAUUCUGGCCGGCAUUGUGUACCAUCACUAUCGGGACCAGCGCAACGAGCUGUUCAAGGUGGCGGCAUUCCGCCAGCUGGCUCAAUUUGCCGGACUUCUUUACGUAUUUUGCAUGGCUACCGUAUCGUGGGUCGUUUCCAACCUAAACUGGCUGCCCGCCAUCUGUCUGGCAGCGUACGCAAGUGCAUUCAAGCUGAGCUGGGGUCUGUUUAAUACGAUCAUCUUGCUAGCAUUGGCGCUGCUUCACCGGCACAAUUGGAUCAAGAUGGCACUAAGCCAUCCGAUCUUUCGCGUGCUCGGCAAGCUAGGUUACAGCGUCUAUCUGAUCCACUUCACUGUGAUUGUGCAGGUGUACGGUAGAGAAAAGGCACCCAUCUACAGCAACGAGCUGAUCGUUACCGGGUAUACCGUUGAGGUGCUCUUCUUCAGCUACAUUCUGGGGGCGUUUUUGUGCGUUUUGGUAGAGCUACCAACUGGUGCAGCGCUGAAGGAGCUGAUCGAGCCACGAGCUCAGAAAGCGUCCAUUAAUCAAGUGCAUACUGCUUCCGAACCAAUCGGUUCUAAUCAGAUGGUACCGCCGUCUGCCGUGACCAAUGGCACACCAGCCUCGGAUGCAGCAGUUAUGACGAGUGCGGAACAAAAUCGAUAAAUCCUGGAAUCUGGUGAUACUGUGAUAACAUAUAAUAAUUGUGGGUUAAGCUUUAGUAUCAAUCUGCAAUGAAUAUCUCUAUUGAGUGGAGCUUGUAAACUAUACCUUUAACCAGUCUAAAUUAUAUUCGCUUCAAAGCACAUGCAACCAAAAACUAUACCACACAUUUUUAUAUUAUUUCAUCAAUCAUUUCCUGGAAACGUCGAAUGGACCAGAUAUACAAAAACUACACCAAAGCGCACACGUACACCAACAACAACCAACCAAUUAGCACAGAUUUGGUACUUCCACAGUGCUCCUCACAGCAGUAAUAUUCUUCAGAUUUAUCCAUUACCAUACGUUUGAGACUGACCGACAUCCGCUACCGGCCGCUUUCCGGUAUAGGACGGCCCUCGUAAACCAAGCCCUCUGUACAAAAGCGAACAAACCUUACAGAUAAGCCACGACGUCGCGGGUCGUUAAACAAAAGUAUUCGUUAGCUUUAGUUCUGGUUUUAUGACUUUUACUGUGCGUGUUAUGUGCAUAUUUUCGUGUGCGUUUAUUAUUGCCGCUUCAUGUUUUCUUCUUGAAUCACAUAUGCAACGACAUCGCUACUUUUGAAGGUUUUAUACACUACCGGCUUAGAUAAACGCAUAUUCGCACGCAUUAUUGUGGAAUAAAUGCAUUAAUGUGGAAUAAACAACACGUUUCAAAACAUA
Molecule: messenger RNA, 3470 nt
Organism: Anopheles gambiae (African malaria mosquito)
Lineage: Eukaryota; Metazoa; Arthropoda; Insecta; Diptera; Culicidae
Product: nose resistant to fluoxetine protein 6
Exons: 6
Coding region: 664-2772 (702 amino acids)
Molecular function (GO): acyltransferase activity, transferring groups other than amino-acyl groups
Source: RefSeq, a predicted model, not a curated record